AUGGUGCACUGUGCGGGCUGCGAGAGGCCCAUCCUGGACCGCUUCUUGUUGAACGUUUUGGACAGGGCUUGGCACGUCAAGUGUGUUCAGUGCUGUGAAUGUAAAUGCAACUUAAACCGAGAAAUGUUUCUCCAGAGAAAGCAAGCUUUACUGUAAAAAUGACUUCUUCAGACGUUUUGGUACCAAGUGUGCUGGCUGCUCCCAGGGAAUCUCCCCCAGUGACCUGGUCAGGAGGGCAAGGAGCAAAGUGUUCCACUUGAACUGCUUCACAUGUAUGAUGUGUAACAAACAGCUCUCCACUGGAGAGGAACUCUAUAUCAUUGAUGAGAACAAGUUCGUCUGCAAAGAAGAUUACCUAAAUAACAACAACGCUGCCAAAGAAAAUAGUCUUCUCUCAGUGACAGGCAGUGACCCCAGUUUAUCUCCUGACUCCCAAGACCCAUCUCAAGAUGACGCAAAGGACUCUGAAAGCGCUAACAUCUCUGAUAAGGAGGCUGGGAUUAACGAAAACGAUGACCAGAACCUGGGGGCGAAAAGGAGAGGACCCCGCACCACUAUCAAAGCCAAACAGCUGGAGACUCUGAAGGCUGCAUUUGCGGCUACACCGAAACCCACCAGGCACAUAAGGGAGCAGCUGGCCCAGGAGACCGGUCUCAACAUGCGGGUCAUACAGGUGUGGUUCCAGAACCGGCGCUCCAAAGAGAGGAGGAUGAAGCAGCUGAGCGCCCUGGGAGCCCGCAGACAUGCCUUCUUCAGGAGUCCGAGGAGGAUGAGACCGCUGGUGGACCGCCUGGAGCCAGGGGAGCUCAUCCCCAAUGGGCCCUUCUCCUUCUAUGGAGACUACCAGAGUGAGUAUUAUGGGCCCGGAAGCAACUACGACUUCUUUCCUCAAGGACCCCCCUCAUCACAAGCUCAGACCCCUGUAGAUCUGCCCUUUGUAGCCUCCUCUGGACCAGCAGGCACACCACUUGGUACAAUGGAGCACCCCUUACCUGGACAUCACCCUUCUAGUGAGGCUCAACGCUUCACUGACAUCAUGUCCCACCCCCCAGGAGACUCUCCCAGCCCAGAGCCCAACCUGCCCAGCUCCAUGCACUCUAUGUCUGCAGAGGUGUUUGGUCAAAGUCCCCCCUUUUCCUCUCUAUCAGUCAAUGGGGGAGCAACGUAUGGGAAUCACUUGUCACAUCCACCAGAAAUGAAUGAAGCGGCUGUCUGGUAG
This is a messenger RNA of Staurois parvus, 1219 nucleotides long. The record is from the annotation of a GenBank genome assembly. Lineage: Eukaryota; Metazoa; Chordata; Amphibia; Anura; Ranidae.